Messenger RNA from Owenia fusiformis, 2493 nucleotides. NCBI's taxonomy places the organism in Eukaryota, Metazoa, Annelida, Polychaeta, Sabellida, Oweniidae. The record is from the annotation of a GenBank genome assembly.
GGUAAAAUCUCAAAGAUGGAUCUCUCUGAUGACGAUGUCUCCCCAACCUCAGAUGUUGAAGAUGUUAGUGAGACUCAUUCAAAGAAGAUAUUCGAAUAUGUGAAGCUACCUAAUGAUGAUGAGUAUUCUGAUAAUGAAAAUGAUGAUGGUAGUUAUACUGACAGUAAUGAAGAUUACCAGAGUGAACCAGAGCAGCUGAACAAUAUGUCUAUCGACCCCAUCGUUGAUGUAAAAAGUGAACCAUAUGACGAAGAUGAUGAUACAGCUCAGUAUGAUGAAACAUCUGAAAGUGGAACUGAUACACAUAAUACCGACAUGUAUGACUUUGAUGCUGAACAUGACCCAGAGGCUCCCCAACAAAAACAUUCUGUUACUACAAGGGACAUGGCUGAAAAACGAAAAGACCCAAAAAGACUGGUGUGUAAUUUCUGUAAAGAAAUCUUCAUUGGGAAAGAAGUGCUUGAAGCCCAUUAUAAGAAGAAACAUACUGGCAUAGGGAAGCCAUUUGAGUGUAAAGAAUGUGGCAUGUCUUUCAAGUAUAUGUCAGUGUUGAGGGUGCAUAUGAGGAAGCAUACUGGUGAGAAGCCAUUCAGUUGUACACUUUGCGACAAAACAUUUUGCCAGAAGGCUUAUCUUGAUGCCCACUUGAAACGUCACAAUGGUGAUAAACUCUACUUAUGUGAUGAAUGCAAUAAAACUUUUAUAACCCAAGCCCAUCUGAAGCGCCAUUUGGUGACCCAUAUUCAAGGGAAGACGUUUAUUUGCACAGAAUGUGGUGAAGAAGGCCCAUCCGAGACUUGUCAAUCUGAGCAACAUUCAAGGGCUUACUUUGAGGAACGUCCAUUUGUCUGCCAGAUCUGUGACAAAAGGUUUUCCAUGCACAGUGCAAUGAUCAAUCAUUCUCGCACACAUACAGGCGAGAAGCCAUUCUCCUGUGAACUUUGUCAGAAAACAUUUACACAAAGAUCUAAUCUUAGUGUUCACAUGAAAACUCAUACUGGUGAAAAGAAAUUCAAAUGUCAGUUCUGUGACAUCGCUUACCUUUACAAAGUUAAUCUCGACCGCCAUAUUAGAAGAGCACAUGGUGAAAACAGCUCAUAUACAUGUAAAGAAUGUGGGGAAUCAUUCUCUUGGAGAUCUAGCCUUCAUCUUCACGUGCUCUCUCACACAGGGAAGGACCCAUUUCAGUGUGAUUAUUGCGAUAAGAAAUAUGUCUUGCAGAAAUGUCUUUGGGUUCACAUGAGGACCCAUUCAGGUUCUGUUGACUUCAAAUGUAAGGUCUGUGAUGAACAUUUCAAACAUCACUCUGAGUUGAGAAAACACAUGAAGACACAUAAGUCCAAAAAGUCACAAGUCCAUGCAAAGGAAACAACUCCCACAAAUCAAGAUAAUAAUGCCUCUUUAAAAGAUGAUCAGUUGGAUAAGUCACACAAAGGAUCUGAUUCCGUUCAAAAACUUGAGCCUGAUGUUUCUUACCAAAAUGAAAAAUUUGAUGGUUCAAUUCAAAAAAUCCAACCUUAUGUUUCUUAUCAAAAUGAAAAUGCUGAUCGUUCAGUUCCAAAGACCCAGUCCAAUGCUAAUUUGUAUCAAAAUAAAAAUGUUGAUUUUUCAGUUCCAAAAACCCAGUCUAAUAUUAAUAUGUAUCAAAAUGAAAAUGUUGAUUUUUCGAUGCAAAAACCAAAAUCUAAUAUUUGCUAUCAAAAUGAAAAUCUUUAUUUGCACAAAGAUCCUUCACAAAUCUCAAGAACUGACUUUUAUAAUUCUUUGAGAAAGAAGUGAAACAAACAUAAGGUCUGACAAUUGGACAGUUACUUUUGUUGCUAUGGUGUAAUUUUUAAGAUAUUUACAAAAGAAAGUGUAUUGUAUUCUAAUUCUCUUUAUAGUCUAUUUGGAUUCUAAGGAUAGCAUUUUAUGUACAUAAAGGCACUGUCUACAAGUUCUUUAGGCAUCGAGAAUGUAUUUGUAUUACUAGUACACUUUAAAGGUGCUAUAUGAGUCUUAUGCCACUGGGGUCUUUUUUACGAACUGUCAUAUCUUUAGAUUUGAUCACAAUUCAAUUGUUCGUCAAAAUGUACACCAUGGUUUUCUCUAUAUCGUAAGUUGUGGGGGUUAUGGUCAUCCCAAAAACAAACCCCUUUUUAUGUUGGUGGGCAGAUUAUAAUUUGUGUUAUCAAGGUAGGAUCAAAAUUCAGCCAUUCAACUGUUUUGGGAACCUUAUAUUAAGGUUUUGUUGAUGGGGAAUUGGAACAAAAACUUUGGAACUGAAAUGGAAUUUCAGUGGAAAUUUGCUUAUCAAUUCAAAUCUGAGUAUAACCAUGACUUAUUCUGAUCAAAUCCUAACAAAUUAUUUAAAGAUUUUUCCACUUUUACCUUUGUCCUUUUUAAACUACAUGUUGGAUCUUGGACAGAAAAUGUAGUGGGAGAAAUAUAUGACAAACAUAGUCAAACUUGUGCUCAUUUUGCAUGCACACUGUAGUAAUACGAACUCUAUAU